AUGGAUUCACAAGAAAAUGCAAACAUCCCAACAAUUGAGCAGCCAGCACAAUCGGACGAUAAAUUAAAAGCGACAGUAGAAGCACCAAAAGCGAUAGAACCAAAGCAGGUGGCUGUGAAGCCUAAACCAACUUAUAAAUGUCUCGUUUGUGGCAAAUCAUACAGCAAGAAGACAUCUCUUUUUACUCAUCACAAAACCCAUCCUGAACAUUGCGUACACUGUGGAGAGAAUCGUGGCUCAUCUGUUGAGAAUAUCUAUGAACAUAAUUUAAAGCACAUCGAUUUAAGACCAUUUGUAUGUAAAGUAUGCGGUGAUUCGUUUUUGAGGAACCAGCAAUUUAAUGAACACGAGAAAUCACAUUUAGAGAAAAAACCGGAAGAUAAGGAUACGCCGGUAGUUACUAAGGAGAAAGAUAAUAAAUAUAAGUGUAAAACGUGCCAGUCAUCCUUCACAAACUGGAAAUUAUUCUAUAAGCAUCAACAGGAUUCUGGACAUGUGAACGAAAAGUUUCUUUGUGAAAUUUGUGGGUCCGAAUUCUUGUCUAAUUUACUUCUAUCACAACAUAUUCGUCGUCUGCACAGAAGAACUGACGAGACGUUUCCCUGUACAUCCUGCACUAAAGUGUUCGCCUCAAAGCCUAAUCUAGACUCGCAUAUCAAAAAGAUGCAUCAAAAUGAUAAUACAAAGACGCAUCGGUGUGAGACCUGCAAUAAUGUAUUUUCGAGUGCGCCAAACCUUAAGCAACACAUAAAAACGGUUCAUGAAGUUGAGAGAGAAUUUGAGUGCCAGACAUGUAAGAAGCCAUUCAAAGCAAAAAAUCGACUCACGCGUCACGAGAAGGAAGUUCAUAUGGGCAAAAACGGCAAUCCAGAUGAAGUCCGAAUGUUUAAUUGCGAUCAUUGUCAGAAAAAGUAUAAGCGCUCAUGGCAUCAAGCACGACAUAAUCAAAUGAAACAUGAAAAUUCAAAUACCAGUACAGCUACGACAUCAUCGUCAGCGGAAACACCGCCUACACCCGAAAUUAAUGGCAAUCUAAACCUUCCAAGUGCUAAUACUAUAAAUAAUAAUAAUAAUUCACCUAUUAAUAACAAUAAUACUAUCGCAAGUAAUAAUAAUUUUAAUUAUCAACAAGCCAUUCAGCAGCAAACAGCCACUCAUCAAUCUCAACAUACGAUUUCACAAGAAAUAAGCAAUAUACAGCCAUCACAUCCAGCACAGAAUAUCAUUCCGCAACAGCAACAACAAAGCGUAUGGAAUAAUCAGAAUCAAGCACAGGCACAGCCACAUCAUCAAAUGUCACCUCAACAACAACAUACAGGACAUAAUAGUCCGCAAGCGCAUCACCAAACACAUUUAAGCUACGGAAGUGAAAUGAUGGAUACAACAAAAAGUUAUGCAGCAACGCCGCCUAUGAGUAGUACUCCUGUCAAUAAUGGUCAAUAUGUUCAUUAUGCUGUGAAUGAACAAUAUGCGAAUAAGUACGAAAUUCAGACUCCACCAGCUCAACAAGUGUCAUAUGAUUCAUGGAAUCAGCAACAAGCAUGGGACUACAAUCAGUAUCACCAUAUGCAGCCAGCGACAGAUUGGUCGAACUACUAUGAUCCAAAUCAGCAGCAUGCAAUGUACAAUAAUACAUAUAAUAAUUAUAAAACUGAUUACAAUUGCCUUAAUCAACAACAACAACAACCACCACCACCUACAACUCAUCUUCAAGCUGCUCAUCAGAGUCCAGCAGAUCCAUCAAUGUAUAAUGGUAGUAAUUAUUAUUAUUAUCCACAAGUACCGGAUCCUUAUAUAAAUCACCAGCAACAACAAUUGUCAUCACCCCAACCGGACUAUUCACCAAACAAUCUGAAUCAUCAGCCGCAUUCGAAUUAUCCCAUGUAA
Molecule: messenger RNA, 1887 nt
Organism: Chironomus riparius
Lineage: Eukaryota; Metazoa; Arthropoda; Insecta; Diptera; Chironomidae
Source: the annotation of a GenBank genome assembly